Anolis sagrei ordinatus is the source of this 4502-nucleotide messenger RNA. The record is from RefSeq and is a predicted model, not a curated record. NCBI's taxonomy places the organism in Eukaryota, Metazoa, Chordata, Lepidosauria, Squamata, Anolidae.
UUGUGCCCUUUACAAUCAUGGCGGCCGCGGGAGGCGUUUGGGCGGAAGUGCCUUUCUCGUUUGGCGUGGCGCCCCUCAGACUCAAGGCACGGCUUCAGGAAGUCGCGGAAAUGGAAAUAGGAAGAAAGAAAGGGAAGAGGGAAGCGGAAGAAGGAAGGAAAAAGCUUCCCUGAGGGGGAGGAAGGGGAGGGGGAGGAAGGGGAGGGCCGGAAGUGGCUUCAGGAGCGGAAGAGAAAGCAAAAGGGACCCAGAAAGGGCUCCAGAGGCCUCAGGAAAGGAAGUGACACUGGAAGGAGAGAAAGAGAGGCACAGAAAUGCCCUCAAAAGUGAAAAGGAAAGGAAAGGGAGGCAAGGAAGGGGCCUCCAAAAUGAUGAAGAAGGGAAUGGACACAGAAAUGGCUUCAGAUGGGAAGAGGAAAGGAACUGGAGGCAAGGAAGUGGCCUCAGGAAGAAAAAUCAAAGGAAAUGGGACGGAAAUGGCCUCAGGAGUGUUUGGGAAAGGAAAUGGAGGCACAGAAAUGGCCGCAGAAGCGAAAGGCAAAGGAAUUGGGACAGGAAUGGCCUCAGAAGUGAUUGAUAAAGGACUUGGAGGCACAGAAAUGACCUCAGGAGUGAAGAGGAAAGGAAUUGGGACAGAAAUGGCCUCAGAAGUGAAAGGAAAAAGAAUUGGAGGCAAGGAAGUGGCCUCAGAAAGGAAGGGCAAAGGAAUUGGGACAGAAAUGGCCUCAGAAGUGAUUGAUAAAGGAGUUGGAAGCACAGAAAUUGCCUCAAAAGUGAAGGGCAAAGGAGUUGGAAGCACGGAAAAGGCUUCAGGAGUGAAGGGCAAAGGAAUUGGGACAGAAAUGGCCUCAGAAGUGAAAGUAAAAAGAAAUGGAGGCAAGGAAGUGGCCUCCAAAGUGAUGGGAAGAGAAACCGACACAGAAAUGGCUUCAGAUGGGAAGAAGAAAGGAACUGGAGGCAAGGAAGUGGCCUCAGGGGCGAAGGGCAAAGGAAUUGGGACAGAAAUGGCCUCAGCAGUGAUUGAUAAAGGAAUUGGAGGCACAGAAACGGCUUCAAAAGUGAAGGGUGGACGAUUUGGAGGCACAGAAAUGACCUCAGGAGUAAAGAGCAAAGUAAUUGAUACAGAAAUGGCCUCAGAAGUGAUUGAUACAGGACUUGGAAGCACAGAAAUGGCUUCAGCAACGAAGGGCAGAGGAAUUGGAGGCAGAGAAAUGGACUCAGGAAUGGAGGACAAAGGAAUGGACACAGAAAUGUCUUCCGAAAUGAAGGGCAGAGGAACCGACACAGAAAUGGCUCCAAGAGUGAAGGGCAGAGUAAUCAGAGGCACAGAAAUGGACUCAAGAAUGGAGGACAAAGGAACUGACAGAGAAAUGACUUCAGGAGUGAAGGGCAGAGGAAUCGGAGGCAGAGAAAUGGACUCAGGAAUGGAGAACAAAGGAACGGACACAGAAAUAUCUUCCAAAAUGAAGGGCAGAAGAAUCAGAGGCACAGAAAUGGAAUCAGGAAUGGAGGACAAAGGAACGGACACAGAAAUGUCUUCCGAAAUGAAGGGCAGAGGAACUGACACAGAAAUGGCUUCAGGAGUGGAGGGCAGAGGAAUUGGGGCCCCAGAAACAGGGGCCGCAGAAGGGGCCCCUUCAACGCUGGGCUCCUGGAUCCCGAGGACUUUUCGGCAAGUGCAGAACAUGCCUCAGCUGCGGCUCUCCCUCCCGGACGCCCAACCUGUGACCGUCCUGGCUGUGGAGCGCUACGUGGCCGAAUUGCCACCACCGAGCCAGACUUGCAAGUCCCCCGCGACCGGACCCUCGCAGGCGGCUCCCUGGCCGGCCUACUACUACGACCUCACCUUGAGUGACGGGGCCUACAAGGAGCGGUGCCACCUCUGCCCCGCACUGAACCCUCUGGUGCAGAAGAAUGCCCUGCGCUGCGGCCUGCAAGUGAAGGUCACCAAAUGUUCCUACAUGCACAAUGAGAAGAAGCUAGGCUGUGGGUUCCUGUGUGUCGAGGGGCUCGAAAUCCUCGGGGCGUCGGACUCGGAGGACACGCUUCAGGAGCUGAAGGAAUACAACGAGAAGCUCCCGGUGCCGUUGAAAGGGGUGAAGAAGCAUUACCUUCCUUUGUGGAAUAGCGAAGAUCCGUACGGGGAGAUGUGGGUGGCAAGGAAGCCCUCGCAAGAGGUUUGUGUUGAUGUAUCCAAGGUAACUUCCCUCGUACAACUGGAACAGAACUGGAGGAUCAGACUCAAUUUCCCGCCUUUGCUCGUUAGGAUCAUGCACAAAGCGAGGUUACGGUUUUACGGGAAACCUGAAACGAAACUCGAUGUGCCAUAUCAGGCCUAUUUUGAAGUGGCUGAUCGUUCUGGGAUGAUGUCCAUGGUGCUGUGGAACUCUUUAUGCCCCGAGUGGUACCACAGCCUGAAGAUCGGCGCAGUGCUGCUCCUGGAACAAUAUGCCAUCAAGUCCAGCUACCCUUUCAAAACACAGGCCGCUCCUGGAGACUCGCGCAUGGAGAGAUUCUCUUCGAUUGAAAUCAGUUUGAAUGUCCGAGACCCUCCAACGAAGAUUAGCCUCAUUCCUGAAGAUCAAGUUAAAGCCGAGUGGAAGCUGCCUGAAGUUAAAUAUCGAUUUAUAGAAAGGUCCGAAUUAGACAGCGUACCAGAUAAUCACUGCUGUGAUAUUACUGGACUUGUGCAAUAUGUCGGAAGGACUCAACGCACGAGGAAAAGGGAACACGGAGAGGAUUUUUGGAUGAGUCGCUGUGUGCACGUGAUCGAUGGGACCUCAGAGCAGCCCUUCGUCUUGGAGUUGUUUGCUACAUCUCAGCCAGAGAUAUUUGAACAAAUUCACCCAAUGACAUACUUGGUAUGUACACAGAUGCGGGUGAUACGAGAUACAGCGGAGAAUGGCUCCUCGACAGUUUACCUGACAACUAGUAAUGAAAGUCAGAUAUUUAUCACAGGAUGGCACAGAGGGCAGCCCUAUACCAAAGAUCCCAAAGUGAAGAACUUCAUCCAAUGGAUCAAAACGCAGGAGGAAGCUUCUCACAUGGAGAGAAUGUCCAUGGGUGGAUAUUACCCUUUCCCACCAGUCCCAGACACUUUUUCAAAGUAUUGCAAAAAUAUUCAAGUUGAAUCCAUUUUGACAACAAUCAGCGAAAUGGAGAAGGAGAUUGAAAGCCUGCACUACAGGGAGCACAAGCGCCUUGCUUUUCAGGGGAUCAUUAGCGCCGUGAGAUACGUCAGCUGUAGCGAGGCAUCAUCUCGAGAGGCCUCCGGAGUGGAGCCAGGGCAGAGCAUUGAGACGUCAUCUUCACAGACCUCUGUGACAGACAGUGACCACGUGAAGGAAGGAAGUACGAGGCAUCGUCAAACUGGGAAAAGCACCUCUGCGCAGAGCUCUUCGUGUGUGCAGCAGCAGGAACACGUGGAAACCAGGAGGCAGCAGGCCAAGAGAAAGAUGGCAGCUGUGGAGACAAGAGAGCCUUCUCCCACACCUUCUCCGCAUCCUUGUUGCACGAGAUCAGGAGCCAAGAAAAUCAUGUUACAAAAACAUUCAAAGGAAACGUCAUUUGAAAUGAAUGAAAGUCAAGGAGUGAAGGAAGGAGCCACACCGCCCUUUCAAAAUAGCGAAGAAAUAGCCAGUGUGCCUGGAAGAGUUCAAGCAGAGAGGACGUGCCGUAAUUCCUGGGAAAGCGCUCUCUGGGCAGCAGUAAAAGACAACUUAACACAACAUUUAAACUACAGCAGUGUUUUCCCAGAAAGCUUCCCUUGCAAAUUUAAUUACGCACACAAAGAAUUCCUUAUGCGGCAAUACAAUCUUCAGCCCGGCAGAUGCAAACCUAACGAGUGUGCGACAAAUGAAGAAGCAGGUACCUUCGAAAAGGCCUGUCCUCUUGAAUAUUAUGAAGUGGCCAUUCUUGGGAUAAAUCACGACAUCGCUGUAAAUGUGGCUUUCCUUCCCGUAUGUUCUGAAGACUCCCAUUUAUGCCGUGGAAAAGGCACAUCCAGUUCUGUAGUGUUGACUCACCCAAGUGGUACUUCAUCCCAGCAGGAGAGGAUUGACAGUGAAGGGCCUUCUGAAAUAUUUCCGCUUGCAGUAGAUGUAGUAGUCAAAGCCACCGCUGACCUGGAGAAACAACAUGUCAUCUGCAUCCUGGACAUCUGUUCUUUAGGCGAAGAUAAAGUUGAGGUCUUUCUGAACAGAGUGUACGACGUUACCGACGUCAACGUAGCAAGCCAAGCAUACCUGAUGAACGAUGCGGCGUCUGUACACUGAAGAGGAAUUAGCGUGUAUCACUGCAUUUUUUUUCGAGGAAAGCUUUGAUCCUUAGCCAGCAACGUUGCAAAAGGAAGUCCCUGAUCAUGGGCACCGAGGAAGGUGCGUUUCUGUAAAAAGGUACAUUGCCGAGUUGCUAAUCAUGACACUUUUCUGUGAGCGUUGGGUUGUAAGAGAGGUCAAUCGCUGUUCUCUGUGAAUAAAUCUUUGCACAGGUGGGGGAACAAA